Octopus sinensis (East Asian common octopus) is the source of this 5048-nucleotide messenger RNA. Its product is annotated as kidney mitochondrial carrier protein 1. The record is from RefSeq and is a predicted model, not a curated record. Gene Ontology annotation, biological process: mitochondrial transport. The coding region runs from base 277 to 1152 and encodes 291 amino acids. Gene Ontology annotation, cellular component: mitochondrial membrane. The transcript has 11 exons. NCBI's taxonomy places the organism in Eukaryota, Metazoa, Mollusca, Cephalopoda, Octopoda, Octopodidae.
AAAGUAUUUGUGGAAAAUUUCUUCCAAAAAUAUCCAUUUUUUUCUAAAGUUACAAUGAAACAGUCUAUGGGGCACGUUUAUGUAGUUAUGCAUAGGACGUUUCGCUAUAAUUAGUCCGUACGUGAACUGGUACAUCACUUUCACACCAACCACGUGGACAAUAACUUCCGUCUUUGAUCUCCGCUUUAAUUAAGAAAGCACCCUUGCAUUCGUCUCGCACUUCGCAUAGCACGCUGAAAGCAGACUUUUAUCCUUAAAAGUCCUGCUUUACCCAUAAUGAGUGAUUGGAGACCGUUUGUAUAUGGUGGUUUGGCAUCAGUUACAGCUGAGUGCGGGACAUUUCCAAUUGACACCACAAAAACACGUCUUCAGGUGCAAGGGCAAGUUAUUGAUUCAAGGCUAACAGAAUGCAAGUACCGGGGUAUGUUUCAUGCCUUUGUGAGAAUCUUCCGCGAAGAAGGACUCUUAGCAUUCUAUUCAGGAAUUGGUCCUGCCAUUUUACGACAAGCUACUUAUGGAACUAUCAAAAUUGGUAUUUACCAGUCAAUGAAAAGAAUGUUUGUGUCCAACCCAAUGGAUGAAACGCUCGCUACGAAUGUUUUUUGCGGUGUUGUUGCUGGUAUAGUUUCUAGUUCUAUAGCCAAUCCUACUGACGUACUCAAAGUAAGGAUGCAAGCUAAGACCGAAAGUUUACAGACUUCAAUGUUUCAGUCUUUUAUACAAAUUUACAAGAAAGAAGGUGUUCGAGGAUUAUGGAGAGGAGUCGUUCCAACUGCCCAGAGGGCUGCUAUUGUGGCAGGAGUAGAAUUGCCUGUCUAUGAUAUCACAAAGAAACACAUCUUGAAAUCUGAAUCUAUGGAAGACCAUGCUGGAACACAUUUCGUUGCCAGUUUUACUGCUGGACUUGCUGGUGCUAUAACGUCUAACCCCAUUGAUGUUGUGAAGACUCGUUUAAUGAAUCAACGUGUUUUAAAGACGACCAACGGGACUGCUUCUGCCAUAUACACCUCUUCGCUGGACUGCAUCAUUCAAACUGCCAGAACUGAAGGCUUAAUGGCUUUUUAUAAAGGUUUUAUCCCCACGUGGAUCAGGCUUGGACCCUGGAAUAUUAUUUUUUUCCUAACAUUUGAAAAACUGAAGAAAAUUUAUUAAUUGGACUUUAGAAGAAAUGAACAAAGACAUGUCUGAUUUUCACGAAUCUCAACAAGUUUGUAAUCAGCAUCCAAGAUUAUGAACAAAGCAAUACAACAUAUCUAUUUUCAUUUGAACAUAUUUCUAGAAUCUCACAAUAUUUUUCAGAAAUUCAGGUUUUUUUUAAUUUAUUUUUUCACUUCAUUUUUCAAGCAGUUUUUUGUCAAACGGUCAAGUUCACUUUUGAUGCUUACGAGUUCAGCUUUUUGUUAUUGUGGAGUUUUGCAAUUCUUGCCGCCAAAUACCAACGUUAUGAUGUAAGCCGAUGUCUUUUACAGUACGUAGCAUACAUGGAUUGAUAAAUAUGAUUGAUUUACUGGAUAAUGUCAUUUCUUUCUACAUUCACCUCAUCAUUCAAACAAACAUUUUCAAAUGUUGCCAUCAAUUUCUUCCUUAAACUUCGUUAAGCCCAAUAAUCCCACCUGUCUUGUUACCUCAUUUGUACCUGCCUCAGCAAAAUUCUGUCACAUUGCACUUCCAUCAAUGUCUCCUUCAUUCAUCCUACACUUUAUCGUCACCGUAAAAGUCGAUUCCUUUUACACCAUCAUUCUUCAUGACAUCAGUCUCAAAGUUCUUUAUUUGACCCCUGCACUGCACUCAAUCCCUCCACUGUCACAUCACUGAUCUUCCCAUCUCUAAAUGCUCCUCUUUCUCUCAAAGAGAACGAACAAAACCGUAUUUAGCUUCCUGUAAUUUUCAUGAACCUCAACUAGUCAUGCUCUGAGAUUAAUGAACAAAGCAAUACAUCAUAUCUAUUUUCAUUUGAACAUAUUUCUAGAAAUUCUACCAACAUGUGAGUGGAGUAGACAUGGAGUGUCAGAUAGGUUCCAAUUAAACUUUGUUUUAGACCUCACUGAAACUCAAAUUUGCCCCCCUGUUUAACCCUUUAGUGUUUGCAUUAUUCUACUAAAAUUAAUCCUUUUUCAUCCACUUUGUUUUGAACUAAUUAUGCAUUAUCUUGUAGCUAUGAGAUUUUGAUGAGGUAGCUGUUAAUUUUUAAAACGAUAUUGUAGGAUUGGUGUGAGAGACCUGAUCUGGCCAGUUUGAACAUAAAACAGGCAGAAUACUUUUGGCCGGUUUAAAUGUUAAAGGGUUAAGCAAACCCCUAAACUGCUACACCAGUAAUAGUAUCAAUGCCACUUCACCCCCUUUUUUUUUCUUUAAUGUCUUUCAUCUGCACAAUUCACCAUCAUUACUUCCAAUUUCUUAACACCCCCGACAUUUCUGCCUUUAUCCACAUCAUCCAUCUCUCCACACUACAGAUCAACAAACUCUUGUUUUUGUCUCGACUAAGUUUCCUUCUUAACACUUUCAUCACUCAAUCUGCUUUCCCUUUUCACAUUUUCUUUGGUUCCAUUGCUUUUUACAGUCAGGACACCAGUUUUAAUUAUUUAAUCAAAGCAAAUGCAUCCAUUUUGCCUAUCAAAGUUACCCUGUACAAAUUGUGAAUGUAGACAAAUUACACCCUUGCUUUUAUUGUAUUAUAAUGUAUCUCGUUAAGUUGAUUUAUUAGUUAAGAAAUAUAACCAUUUUAGGAUGAUUUAAAUUUAAUGAAGUACUCUUGAAUUAUGAAAUUUUGCUCUAAAAUUACUUCUGGCUUCUUGCUGUAAAAUUCUUUUCCAAAUUCCUUUAAUUAAAAACAGUUUUUUAAUUUACUUCUAAGUUAAAAUGGCUUCUCUGAACUGUGAUAGAAAAAUAAUUUAAUCCUUUUGAUACCCCCUCACCUGAGAUCGUUUCUUGUUCUAUGUUUCAAGCUUUGUUUUAAAAAAAUUCUUAAAACCCUCCCCUUGAUUUCAUGUUAAUUUAUCUUCCAAAGCUCCAAUUUAUUUUCAAAAUUAAUUUGAACAAAAGGCAGCCAAUGUGUUUCAGUGAAAAUAUAGUAAGAGUGGAGGUACGUGGCUCAUUGGUUGAACUUCUGAUUGAAAGCUUCAUCGUUAUCAUUCUUUAACGUCCGUUUUGGAUGAUGAAGAAUUUUUCAAUUGUAAGUCCAACACCCUAACCACUAAGUCAUGUGCCUGGUGAUGUAUUGUGUUCUUGAGCAAGGCCUUUCAUUUCAUAUUGCUCCAGUCCGCUUGGCUGGCAAAGACAAGUAAUCCUGUGACAGACCAUCCCAUGCAAGAGGGGAAUAAAUAUAUACGACAGAAACUGGCCCUAGGGAUCUAUCCAUAUGAUUCUGGAAAGAUCCUUUAUCCAUUUUUGUAUGGUAACAACAGGAUCAGUUCAGAGUAAAACAUUUGUCCAGAAACUAAUAUGGUCUGGCAGCAGUCGAAGAAGAUUGGUUUUUAGCUUUGUCUUCCUCUUAUCUGUUUGGAUAAGUAUUUUGGAUCUCACUGUAUUUGUACUCGUUUUCUUUAUACACCUAAAUCAUACAAGUAACUAUUUAAGAUGUAAUCUCAGCCAGUAAGUAUACUGUUAAGUGUCCAUAAAUAUUAACCUGAUGUAGGUCUUAAGUUGUGAAAGAUUUUGCUUUUUGUCUUCUAGAAUAUAACAUCAUAAAAGAACAGAUUUCCAUCUGUUUAUAGAGGGUAGAAGGGGAAGAUAACAUAUCUUUAUAAGGCAAAGAGAAAAAGUUGAGAGAGAGAGUAUGUGAUAAUUACUAUGGCGACAACAAUACCUAACAAGUUUUGAUUAAAUGCAUGAUUGUGAGUGAGUCUGUCAACACAACGCAACACAGACCUAAAAAAAAAUAUCUAAAAUACAGUUAUCUUUUGAGUUGUUUGUGUCAACAUAUAGACAACACUGACUUUAAAAAGGACUUCACUAUAAUGACUUGUUGAGUGUGUGAAAGAUAGAAUUAAAAUUUGUUUCAAGAAAGAAAAAACAGGUUCUUAUUGAGCAUAUCAAUGUGAUCGCUGUUGUAGGCUUCUGAAGGAGAUGUAUUUCAUGUUGAUUAGGUUGUUACCCGGCAGCGUAGUGACAGGUUACGACUGGUAAUUUAUAAGAAUUUAAAAAAUUAGCUAGUUUAAUCCCUUAACAUAAUAAAGGACCAAUAAACUUAAUUGUUGGUUUACUUGGCAUCAACAUGAAUUCUGACAAUUGGUUAUCAGUGACUAGAAAGAAAUCAAGACUUAUAAUGUUUAAUAUAUAUAAAACAUUUAUUUCUCUGAGGUUUACAUUUGCUUUUGUUAAAGAAAGCAAAUUCUUGAAAGUUCUUAGCAGUUUUACAAUCACUUAUGCCAACUGAUAGCGUUACCAUUCUUUCAAUUCCUAAAUCCAUCAGGACGAGGUAGUUGAAGUGGUUUUGUGAGUUAUGGAUAGCAGAAAACUGCCAAAAUAUAGUGUUUUUUUUGCCCAAUUAUCUUAAAUGGAAAUGAAGUUCUAGUUCAGUUCCUCUUCCACCCCCUCCAACGAUAGAAUCAAUAAAGAACAUCUCCAAAAGUAAAUAGAUCAAUGUGAGUAAAAUUUUGAUUAAUUUCCAAUAAAACAUAUUUCAAUGAAUGAAGGCAGAUAUAAUUUAACAAUAACCCUGCAAAGAAACUUGUAACAUCCAGCUACAAAGUGAUAUCUUUAUAGACAAUUUCCUUUACAUUUGAAGAGAAAUAUCGAAGAUAUUACUUGCUACUAUUAAGGCAGCGAGCUGGCAGAACCAUUAUUAGCAGACCAGACAAAAUGCUCAUUGGUAUUUCUUCUGGCUUUAUGUUCUGAGUUUGAAUUCUGCCGAGGUCGACUUUGCCUUUUAUCGUUUCAGGGUUGACAAAAUAUGUAUCAUUUAAGCACUGGGGGGGUGAUUAAGGUAAUUAACUUGCACCACCCCUCAAAUGUUCAGGCCUCAUACCUAUAAUAGAGAGGAUUAUUGUUUUGUGACUCUGGUCUCUAUUGAAUUAAAUAGUUUACACUGCUUAGAGGGAGGCAAAAAA